AUGGAGAGCAACCGAACCCACUUGUUUGCAUUGCAGGCAAGGCUGAACAUGAUGAGCUUGAGCCUUCUAAUCGGGGCCCUCAGCCUAUGCGUUGCUCAAGAGGAGGGCUACAGCGAAGAAACUUCCUGGAUUGAAGCUUCAAGCACCAACCUUCUGCAGUUUGGCCAAGCCCUCCGAGACUCACAGCCAGAGUGUGGACACCUCACCGUAGAGGCCUGCGACCCAAGGGCUAACGCUUUUUGCAGCAACAACUGCCGUAUCCACACACACGGGGCAGACUGCUACCGGCCGGUUCCAGAUGUCAUGGCCGAACAUCCUGGGGAAGAUGGUUAUUGCUAUUUCAAUGCAACUGCUUUUUGGGUGUCAUAUUCAGGCCCAAACCCACACUUUGAAAAGGAAGCUGCUGAGGGGGUCCUCUUCUUGAGAGGCCCGUCCUAUAAAGGCCUAAACACUGGGCCGCUGCUCGCCUACUCUUUCGAAGAUGCGGUGAAUCUCACCACCUACGCGGACAGCGCCCACUACCUCUACGACGACCUCUACGCCUAUUCUCUGGGCUUUCUUCAAGGUCAGGGGUUGGAUCCCAAGUGGAUGAAGAACUCCUCCAAAUGGAUCUCCAUCUCCCGAGAGAAAUGUGACGAAAUCCAGGCCAAGUUCGCCUUCGAGAAGGAAGAGCUCGUACUCGCAGACUGGCUCGACUUCAACAUGGUGAUAUCAGCUAUGACCAUGUGUAGCGCUGGCAUGAACAUCUCCUACAUGGACGCAGACAUUUUGAGAGCCGCAGGCUGGAAGAGCCCCACAGACUGCAAGCCUGUCACUAGCCGCGACUUCGCGAAGCACCACUAU
Symbiodinium pilosum is the source of this 843-nucleotide messenger RNA. Lineage: Eukaryota; Dinophyceae; Suessiales; Symbiodiniaceae. The record is from the annotation of a GenBank genome assembly.